AUGUGCAGGUUUACUGUAAACACGAUUACGGACAGGAAAGAUGAUGAGUGUCGAGAUACGCCCCUCAGGCCGUUCACGGAAAGGUCUACGUUGCGAGGAACCAUUUCCGGUACCAGGCUGCGGUGUCGCACGCACGGCGAGCAGGAACACGCAGUGCUCCAGUUUCCCGUGACCGGGCUGCGGACGCAAGAAGUGGAUACGGGCGACGACUACAGCGGCGGCACGGUGCGCUUUGAGAACACCGUCGUAGUGCUGCACGACGCCGCGCUCGGCAUCAUAGAGGCUCCAGAUCGCGCGCUGAGACUCGUCUGCGAGUUUGAGAAGCUGGAGCAUCUCGCCGUCGACACCGGUGUCCGCGUGCCGAUGAUCAGCUCGAUGCCCAUACAGCCCUACAAAGCUCCCGUGUCCGACGUGUUCCUCAAGAUCGUUAAGGGCACAGACCUCAGUGGCUCCCCUUCAACCGCACUCAUCGUGGGUCAGGACGCGACCUUGGUCGUCACUCUGAAGGACAACAGUCAUUGGGACAUCACGGUGACAAACUGCGUAGCACAUGACGGUGUCAACUCUAUCAUGCUCAUUGACGAACAUGGCUGUCCAGCAGAUAGCAACUUGGUUAGCCGCAUCAACAAACUGCGGGAUUAUCCGAAGCACGGGUUGAUCACCUUGGCUGCGCAGUUCACGGCAUUUAAGUUCCCAGACAGACCGCAUGUCUACUUCCAGUGCUCCGUUCUCGUCUGCUUCCACAAAUGCUAUGACCCGCCUUGCUACGCGGCUGGCGCAUCAACGACAACGGCAGGUUCUGGUAGACGCUCCGAGCACACAUCUUCUGGCGACGGCAACGUUCGGGGAUUGUACACGCACGCGGCUCAGGCACCUUCGUCGUUUCCACGCGCUGCCCAGGUAUAUGGUAAACUCCAUCAGACCGCUGACGCACCGCCCGGCAAAGCAACUGAACCUGCUAUAGUGUACGAUCGUGACCCCCGACAACGAGCUAAGAAUUAUCGCAGACUCGAGGAGGACUGGGCUAUGCGUAAGAGUGAGGCGCAAAGUCAGGAUCAGGACGGGUAUGGUAGCGUGAGGCAAGAUACUAGAAUUCCCGAUCCCGUCAAGGAGGAUCCUGAUGUUAACAGCCGUAGAAGUCAGAAUACAUCAUCGGGGAUGGAUAACAUCUACGAGACCAUAGGUCGGAUACAUGAAUCUAACAAGCUUCCAACUUCCGGUGAUAUCUCCUACGAUGCACAGUUUCUCAUGGAAGCCAGUUCUAAGGGACCAGAGCCUAGGGGUGAUGGUACAUACGCGGCCACGAUUCCAAUGGCCGAUAAUUAUGAUGACUUGGUUCCUAGGGAUGAAAUUUAUGAGACUGUGGGUCCUAAAGAAAGAACAUAUACGGAAACUGGUCCCGAAGACGAAGCUUAUGAUUAUCCGAAUGAAGAGACGCGUGUGAUUUCAGGGAGAAACCGUUACCAGUCCGGGAGAAGAAACCCGGAAAAGAAAGUGCAGUUGACGAGCUAUACGUUAACUCUCGACGAUUUCCCUGACUCUCGAAGACCCAGGAGACCGGUUACUAAACACGUAGCGCCACCUAGUGAACGCAGGUAUGCUGCUCCGUAUAUGGACUACUUGGACUACAGGCAAAAUUUUAAGCGACAGAGUAGCGGCUCACGUUUUAAUGAAAAGGAGAACGUGGCGGGACCCAAUCAAGAUAGAAACAAGCUUCCACGUCAUGGCAGUAGACACGAGAUGCCACCUGGUGACAACAUUUAUGAGCUACCGCCUGGUAAGAGGAGAUACGAAGCACCACCAGGUGAAAGAAGCUCUGGAGCGCUACCGCAUGAUAGGAGGUACGAAGCGCCGUCUGGUGAGAGAAAGUACGAAAUGCCACCAAGUGAAAGAAGGUAUGAAGUACCACCGGGUGAUAGGAAGUACGAAGCGCCUCCUGGUGAGAGAAAGUACGAAGUGCCAUCUGGUGAUAGGAGGUACGAAGCGCCGCCUGGUGAGAGAAAGUACGAAGUGCCACCUGGUGAUAGGAGGUACGAAGCGCCUCCUGGUGAGAGAAAGUACGAAGUGCCACCUGGUGAUAGGAGGUACGAAGCGCCUCCUGGUGAGAGAAAGUACGAAAUGCCACCAGGUGAAAGAAGGUCUGGAGGGCUACCCGGUGAGAGGAGCUACGAAGCGCCGCCUGGUGGGAGAAAGUACGAAAUGCUACCAGGUGAAAGAAGGUAUGAAGUGCCACCUGGUGAUAGAAGGUACGAAGUGUUACCUGAUAACCACAGGUAUGCCCGAUCCUCGGCUGGCAGGUACGAUCCGACAUCAAGAGACAAAGCCCAUAGACCGCACAAUACCGAACGGUUCCACACUUACAUACACGACGGCAAAGGAAUACCAAUCCGAUUCCCUGAUGGCUGGGAGAGGAAGCGACAUAGAAGCAUCCAGCACGAUGAGCACCCCGCCAGGCGACGUAAUCCCACAUUGACCUUCUCUAAUGAUGACACUGACGGUGAGUUCGGCUAUCCACGGGAAAGGUGGCCCCUUAUCGGGCGACAGCGGAGAGAUGUAGUGGCAGCACUGCUUUUAAAAAGUAACACGGACGUAGAUUUCACUAAGAUGAGGAGAGGAGUGAUCGUCUCCUAUCCAGGAGAGACGCAGCAGCCAAAUCAUGACGAGUUACUACCGGGAUUUCUAAAGACGGGCUGCAUUCCUCGCUGGGGCUUUUCUGUAACAGUAGCAUCAGUCCUGACACUGUUGCUGUUGUUGUUGAUUUUUGUGUUGCAUUUGCUUAGACGCCUUCACUAUCGAGCCACCUCAGAUCGUACAAACAUAGCCCACUCUUAUCAAGUAUACGAUAACUAAAGCCGUUGCUAAGUAAAGGUGAUUUUACCACAAGCGGUUGAUAAGUAAAGCCGUGAUAAGCAAAACUCUUGCUUGAUAUUUCCUGCCUGACUAUCACGCGAUGUUUGUGGAGCGUAUACAAUAAACCCGUUUCCGAAUACGUAGACUUUGACGUUCAGUUGGCGCUCCGUAACAAAUGGAGUCAGUGCAAUAAAUGGCUUACCUAUAAACAGAUUACAAAGGUAUUCACGUUGGAAUAUGUUUAAUAAUUAGGUUGGGCUGCUUACGUAAAAUAGAACGCUUUUAAGAAUCCUGCUGGAGAGCACGGAAUGAAAGCUCUGCCAGCGAUUUUCAGCAAAAUAUGAUAACAAAUUGAUGAAUUUAAAUUGCUAAUUCAGAAAUUGUUAAUUUAACAUACAAAUUUGAUGUGUUGAUAAACAUAUUAUAUUAUUUAGACUAUUUUGCAUGACGAGAACUUUACGUAAUAUAUUGCGAGUAAGAAAAACACGAGAUAUGUUACUUGUAGCAGAUGUGACGCUUUUUGAUGAUGUGAUUUUUGUUUUAAUAAAUAUAAAGUAUA
Messenger RNA from Priapulus caudatus, 3409 nucleotides. RefSeq lists its product as uncharacterized. Lineage: Eukaryota; Metazoa; Priapulida; Priapulimorpha; Priapulimorphida; Priapulidae. The coding region runs from base 1 to 2850 and encodes 949 amino acids. The record is from RefSeq and is a predicted model, not a curated record. The transcript has 8 exons.